Molecule: messenger RNA, 2138 nt
Organism: Diatraea saccharalis (sugarcane borer)
Lineage: Eukaryota; Metazoa; Arthropoda; Insecta; Lepidoptera; Crambidae
Source: the annotation of a GenBank genome assembly
AUGUUUUAUUUUAUGUUAGAGAGCAGCGGGUCGCAGAUCUUCAGUGAGUGGCGACAAGAUGUAUCCAUGUCCGGACUGAGCCCGCCCUUCGACACGGCCUUCUACACGGUGCGAGUGUCUGUCACCAGCAACCUGCAGGACAUCGUUAAGACUAGACGUACCCUCCACCUGGGCCUGUGUUUACCCCAGAGUUGUUCACGAGAGAGUGUGGGUGAGUUAGUGGGAGCAGCUCACGCUCCGCUGUUGCGUCAGGCCGUGGUCGCCGUGAGGUCGCCGCAGCACGGAGGAUACUCUUACCUACAGGACCCCACCUUCCAAGUACUGCUUGGCGUAUGCUCGUGCGUGGCGGUGUUACUGGUGACGGCGACGGCGUACGACAUGCGCCUGGCGCGCGCGGUGCAGCGGCAGCGCCGGCGCGCCCACAACAUGAGCUCCGCCGACAGCUCCCCGCGCGCGGACCUCAAGCUCGACCUCGACGGACUAGACGACAUCAAGGUUGCAAACGGCAAAAAAAUGUACAACGUAAAUAACAACAUCGCAAUCAACAGCAACACUUCAGAGGAGCGGCUCACCGCUGAAACAGCUUCCACUCACGAAGAACUGAAACUGAGUGUAUGGUCGCAGCUGCUGCUCUCGUUCUCCAUGAAGGCCAACAUCCUGCAGAUCUUCGAUCAAACAGUUGGCGCGGACACGGUGCCCGUCGUGCACGGCCUGCGCUCACUGUCCAUGGUGUGGGUCAUAUUCGGACACACAUGCAUCGUCGUCUUCAAGUACGCUGAUAACACUGCUUUGCGCGCGAUCUUGGAGAAGAGCUUCUGGUUUCAGCUCAUCCUCAGCGCUGUUUACAGCGUGGACACAUUCUUCUGUCUUGGAGGCAUGCUGGUAUCGUUCCUAUACUUCAGGACCAAUUCCAAGGGUAAACUGGAUCUACUGACGAAGGGUCACCACAAACUCACCUCCGGCGUGCUGCAGUUCCUCGGCCUCAUGGGAUACAGAUUCGCCAGACUAACAGCCCCGUACCUAUUCAUGCUGGGCGUGGUGGAAGUGACGAUGAAGUGGUUCGCUCACAACGCGGUGUUCGAGCCCCCCGCGAUGGACCACGAGACCUGCCCGCAAUACUGGUGGAGGAACCUGCUCUACAUCAACACGCUUUUCCCCGUCGAACAGAUGUGUAUGCUGUGGAGCUGGUACUUAUCAGACGAUACACAAUUCUACGCUGUCAGUGCUAUCCUUCUUAUAUUAGCGACCAGCCACUUCAAACUCUCCGUGUCCUUAACUGGUGUGUUCUUCGUCUCUUCACUGUUCACGACUGGUUACGUGUCAUGGAGUAACGAACACGUCCCUAACAGCGAGGAUCCGUUCACGCAAUUCGACAAGAUAUACGACAAGCCCUGGACCAGACUUGGACCAUACCUUGUUGGCAUGGCCACUGGCUGGAUACUGUUCAAGACCAACUUGAAGAUUAGAAUGAACAAAAUAUGGGUAUGCAUAGGCUGGACAGUUUGCACGGCCACGUUACUGUUCCUGAUCUUCGGUCUAUAUCAGACGGAGCUGGGAGUGGCGGCGGCAGCUAUAUAUAGCGCGCUCUCUCACUCACUGUGGGCCGCGCUGGGUGCGCGUGUUGCUGUCGGCGCCGGUGUUGUACCCAUUCUCGCGCGUGACGUACUGCGCGUACCUGGUGCACCCCGUCGUGCUGCGCUACGUCGCGAUGCACCUCACGCACCCCAUACACCUCGGGGAACUGCUAGUGUUCGUCUUGUUCCUGGGGCUGACGGUGAUAUCGUACGCGCUCGCGUUCAUUAUCUCGGUCGCGUUCGAGGCGCCCAUAGUCACGAUGCUCAAAAUUGUAUCCCCCCAGAAGAAACCGCACCGAGUCUGACCAAACGCGUACAAAGAUAACACUAGUUUUUAGAUUAUAUCGACGACGAUGUGACCAGACUGAACAAAUAUUCUUAAGGGUGGAAGGGUCCACUGGUAAUGUAUGGAACGGAAAUGCUCAUCCGUAUCGAUGCAAACUUGCAAAACACAAUGAUUAUGUGAUGUUAUUAUAAUAACAAAUUAAAAAUAAUAUUCUCUCAUUGAUUAUCACAAAUUUGAAUCGUUUGAAAAAGCCAUUAUUACUUAGUUGUUAAACCAGA